GUCGCCGACGGGGAGGAGGCCCUGAUCAUCUGCAGCAGCAGCAGGGCCAGGAUUGAAUGAAUUGCGCUGCAGAGAGAGAGAGCGAGAGAGAGCACACGCGAGGUGCGGGAGUGGGGAUGGUUGCGCAAGGCUACAUUCUGCCGUUAAUUGUCGAUAGAAGGCAAUGAGGGCGCUCAGAACGGAGCAAAACCCCGAGGGACCGCACAAUUUUGCCGUAGGAAACGAUGUGGCGAUGACGAGGGUGUGAGUCUUUCUACUGUCUGCUCAAGGUUGCAGAAGGAUAGAGUUGAGGUGGGAUCUGUGUGCAGUAAAGGCGAAGAACUCUUCUGUUGUCGUUUUGAAUUCAUGCACUGGGAGGCGGAAAUGUUAAGUUUUAAAGAUCAUGCCGUCUGAUGUGUUGAUGAAUCGUCACAUGGCCAAGCUGGGCAUGGCACCGCAAUCUGUGUCAUGGUCAGACGGCUCGCUUACGAUUGACGACGUGGCCAAGUUUUUCUCUUUUCCCAUUGCUGAGGCUGCCCAAAAGCUUAAUGUAUGUGGGAGCGUUCUUCAGCGCAUCUGCAAGGAAAAUGGCAUUGCUCGGUGGCCUUACCGCAAGGUUAUGGCAGGCAAGUCAAUAGAAGAAAUCAAAGAGGAGGGUCUCAAGGAAUUGGCAGCCAACCCUAGUGCAUACAAAGUUUUAGAUAAGCAGCCGACAUCUUCUUUGGAAAAUAUUUCAGGAACGCCUGUUCCUACUCCUGCUUCCAUUCCCGUCUCAACCUCUCCAAUUGGGUCAAACCCAACUAUGACUGUGGGACAAACUGACCCUAAACGACCGGCACAGCAGGCAGGUGGAGCAUCAGUACAACGUGCACAAGUGCAGAAGUCUGCACAAAAGAUUGCGUCAGCUGCGCAGACCAAGACUUCCGCUCCAGGGAAUUCUCCAGCACAGAGAGUUAAUCAACAAAAUACUCUAGCACAAUCUCAUAGCCCGGCACCCUCACAUGUGCGGAGCCCCGCGAUAUCGCAUGCUCCAGCUCCUCAGAAGCAGAAGCCAGCUUCAACACUUGAUGACUUCAAAAUCGGAUUUCCAUCUAAAGGUCUUCGCAGAGCUUCUACUAGGUGGUGGGGAUCUUUGGAGAAAGAGCUAGCUACGACAUCGAAUCUCCCGGAAGAUAAGGACAUCUAUAUAGAGUGUCCAGAGAGUUUAAUUCUGGGCUCGGAAAAUUUAAGUGAAGGUGGCUUUCCAACAGCCUCUAGCUUGCUUGUGAGAACCAGGAAGAAAGCAUCUCUACGAGGUCGAAGCUCAAUAGCACAUGCUGUCACUCGUGGGUAUGGUAUUCACAAGCUUGGAGCAAAAGAUGCAGCCACGUUGAAAUUUGUGUUUGGAGAUUCUUUACCUAAGCAUUGGAAAGCUGCCUUUUCUGAUGUGUCCUGAGGAUCAUCUUUGCGCCUUCUUUCUAAGCAAAUGUUCCAUCACUAGUGGCCGUGUGUUGUGGAGGGUUCAUGAUCUUGGUGCAGGCCCUUGUAUACGGACAACCGAGAGUUGCCACUUGUUGAUAAUUCGGCAACAUUUUUUUCUUUUUGGUUUACUCUGAAAGGACUUGAGGAACAUUACUCAUCAGCGAGUCUUCUGCCACUGAACUCCGGAACCUUUUUGGUACCAAGAAAAAUCUGGUCGUCAUAGUUUUAGUUGAAAGAGUUGGUGGAGUGUUGGUGGUUAUGACUGUAGAUUCCACAGAAUUUCAUUCCAUCUACGAUGUCGUGCUUGUAUCGCCAACUUUCUGAGUCGAGGCUCUCAUAAUUGUGUGUCCUGCUACGAUUUCAAGAAGAUUCAGUGUACUAAACAGUUAAGCUAUCAUUUUUACACGAUCUGCUCUUAACCUUCA
Molecule: messenger RNA, 1865 nt
Organism: Physcomitrium patens
Lineage: Eukaryota; Viridiplantae; Streptophyta; Bryopsida; Funariales; Funariaceae
Source: RefSeq, a predicted model, not a curated record